This is a messenger RNA of Girardinichthys multiradiatus, 2375 nucleotides long. RefSeq names its product family with sequence similarity 83 member E (gene sack1e). The transcript is spliced from 8 exons. The record is from RefSeq and is a predicted model, not a curated record. Lineage: Eukaryota; Metazoa; Chordata; Actinopteri; Cyprinodontiformes; Goodeidae. Gene Ontology annotation, biological process: epidermal growth factor receptor signaling pathway. Bases 399 to 2222 code for a protein of 607 amino acids.
AGCAGGAGUAUCGCUGUGGGCUUUUUUUUUUUUCAAAGCUGCCAGACAAGACAAUGACUGCCGCUCAUAGAUGUUUUUGCUCUUCAGUUUAUGGAGACGAAGCUGCUGGAGAAUGAAUAAUGUGAUUAAUCUUUGUAUCUGAAGAGGAACAGUGGAGACUCCUGGUAAUGUUGAGAUUUCUGAUGCCCUCUGGACGGAUUGUAAAAUUUACUUAAGGUUUUUAUUAGAUGAAGCCAUUAAUAUUGGAUAACUGACAUAACUUGACAGCCUGGACGUAGUAUGACCUUUUCUGAAGGGGACAAAUGGAAGUAAGACCAGAUUUUCUCUACAGAGUAAAGCAUUAAUCAGAUAGAAAUGAUCUGCUGUAAAUAGAAGGAACAAGGCAGGUAUCUAUAAUCAUGUCAAACUCCCAGGAGCAGAGUCUGAAUGAGAAUGUAGUUUUCCUGCCGGUGGAUGAAUCUUCCCCACAGUUCCUCCACUCUGAGAUGGAGCGGGAAGCUGUGGAGAGACUCUUCAGCAGCGGCCAUGAGGCCUUUUACAGCUUCAUCGGCCCAGAGAUCUCGCGCUGCUUCUUAUCUCCUGAAGAGGUGACUGAGAUAUGCAGCCGGUCUCAGAACUAUUGCUUUAACGAGCCGUCGGUGGAAGACCUGAAUGGAUACGACAGCAGUUUUGGCUCUGAGAAAUUCUGUUCCACCUACGACCCCUACCACUGGGACGUGCCGGUCCCAAACCUGGAACUCGGCUGGCCGGAGAAACCCCCCUGGGUUCCACAGAACAGCGUCACAGUCCACUCCAGUCCACCUGUUGAGGGAGACCCGCAAGUCAGAGAGAUCAUCAGGCAACAAUUACAAACAGCCAAAACUGUAAUAGCCGUUGUGACAGACCAAUUAACAGACAACGCCAUAAUCUUUGAUUUGCACACCGCCGCCUCCCGAGGUGUGCCCGUCUACAUCAUCCUGAGCCGAAGGUCCCUGCAGGAGAAAUUCACCCUUAACAGGCUCAGGCAUCCAAACAUACGGGUCUGCGUUCUUGGAGGGAAAACCUUUUGCUCAAGGAGUGGGAGAAUGGUGGUUGGGGAAGUUAAAGCCAAUUUCAUCCUGGUGGAUUUGGAGACAGUGAUUCAUGGCAGCUACAGCCUCACAUGGACAGACACCCAUCUGCACCGGCAGCUCAUCACAGUCCUGAGAGGACCGGUUGUUGAAUCAUUUGACCAAGAGUUCAGGAUCCUUUUCGCUAAUUCAGUCCCAGUUCUCGACACUUGGGGAGUCACGGCUGGCACCCAAGUAUACAAGCCUCACCAUGCCAAAGACUUCUUACAUCACAGGCCCCUAAAACAGCUCUCUGCUGAGCCUGAGCUCACAAACCCUCCUUCUCCACCUGCAGACGUCUUCCUGGACUGGGAAGCAAUGGGUGUUGUUCACAGAGACAGCAGCCGGCCUGCAACUCUUCUGGAUCUACAUAUGGAAAACGCAGCAGAGAAAAUGUCACAGCUGGAAAAAAAUGAGGACACACCAACUGGGGACAAAUUUACCUACAAUGAACACCUUGUUUGGAAGAGGAGAAGCAUCACAGAAACGCUGUCAACAAACCCACCGGCUACUGAGGAAAUAAAAAGGCCCGAGCCAACAGUAGAGAGAAGCAUAUCCAGGGAUCUCUCUGUAGAGAAACAGCCUAAUAAACAUGAGAGAACUGGAACUGGAACUGAUGUUCCACCAGAGCCAACAAAUACAUUGUAUUCCAAGAGAAGGUCAAUCUCCAGGAUGGAGCCUUUUUUAGAAGAGGAGAACAAAACAGAUGAUGUUAACUCCAGAGAGAACACGUCAUCUUCCACAGGGAAAAAACCUUUAAUCCUAAAGGUGCCGCACACAGGGAACUUCAGCUCUUUGAGUGAAAUCAUGAGGAAGCUCAAGCGGAAAACACCAGGGUUGCUCAGGAAAGGGGUGAAAUCCACAAUGUCGGAACGAACUCAGUCCAUGCUGGACCUGAGCGAGCACAGUCACAAUGACAGAGAAGUCCCAGUGCCCCGGUUUCUCACUGGUGUGAGUGUUCACAAUGAGCUCAACCCGGAUCAAAUGACGCCUGCUUUCUUACUGAUGAAGAAGAGGAACGACGAAGUAAAAUCUGCAAACUUCUUGCCCAGUGAGAGACCUCGCAGCUCCACUUUUAACUCCAGCAUUUACCUGAAGAAGCUGAUGCCGGACGAAGAAAAACCCGUAUUAUGAGUGUCGCUGAUGAAGGCCAGCAGAGGGGCAUCUACAGUGUUAUUAGUUCCUGAAACAAUGACACAGAAUGCCUCAUCAUACAGAAUAAAUACUUAGAUGCUAUAUUUGUUUGAAUGUUACUGUAAAACAAUUAAACACUAAUGCUGCUCAGGA